AUGCGAGAACUCCAUCUCACGCCCAGAAGUUAUGCCCAAAAUCAGGAAACGCCCGCCAGAUUCUCGCCUGAGGCUCAAAAAGAAGCAAAAAGGAAAGUCGCUUCAGUCAGUAGGUCAACAAGUUUGAAAUACUCUCUGCUUCCAUGGGCCGUCGGUCUGACUGUGAUCUGUGUUGAGAUUUUUACUUUUCGCUCCAGCCUUGGAUUCUUUUUCUUUGGUAAUUACCUUCCUCAUUCAGUAGUGGUCUUCUUCGAGUACGUAUUCUUUGUGUACCUUCUCAGUGUCAUCCUUUGGAUAACAUAUCAGAUUGUGAAUAGAAAGUUUCAUACAACCUUGCCUGUCAAUUAUGGCAUGAUUGUGCCUUCGCAACUGUCACAUCCUGUCAGCAAAGCUGCUACUAAAUCACCCGCAUUAGAUACCUCAAGUAGAGCGGAUACCUCUUGGGUGGAAGAUCACAAUGUCGGGACUAUGUCAGCAUUUUUACCUCAGAGCCGUCAAUCGCACAUCAGUCCCAAUCGGUCUGGUGAUUCGUUUGGCUAUGUCCCUGAAAGCGAUGCAUAUGUCAAUGUUAUGCAGCCUGUAUCGGUCAACGUCAAUCUGCUAUCUGAUAUCCUGCAGAUUGCGCUUGGAGAGGACAUUACUGAAGAAGCCGAUGAAAAAUCGGAAAGGAUCCCCUCAUUCAGUCGAUUUCUUCGUAUGCAGCUAGAUGCAGUUCGCUCCGAAAAAUCGAGAAUUUACGAGAUACCAAAACUGGAAUUGUGGAUCAAGUACGCAAAAGCAUUGGUAGAAAUCAUCAGCCCUAGCUCAGAGAUUGUCACUAAGAAGUUGCUGAAUCAGUAUGUGAACAGGCAACUGCAGUUUAUGAGAAUGCUAAAUGCUAAACAUGUAAAAGAAGCAAUAGCGAGAUAUACCGGCACAUCGCCCAGUUUUGGUAAAAAUAAACCGCUUACGGAGAGAGGUCGAAAUCAAGUGUUUACGAAGGCCGAGCACGAUCACAAAGUUGCUCUUGCUAUAGCUUAUUUGGAUGCUGUAUUAGUUGGAGAUCGAGAUGAAGCGAUUGCGCAAGUGCGUGCCACAUGUGACAGUCUCUGGCAAGGGGGAAUGCGAGGUUGUGAGGAGAUCUCGAUGACAGGAAAUCGUUGCCAACUGAAGGUGCAUGCCACCAUUGGUGAUGCUUCCGUACCAUCUAGCGAAUGGGAAAUGCAUUCAAAUGACAUCACCUAUCUUUCCACAUGCUCCUGUGGUCGACGUCAGGCAGUUCGUAGGGAUCCCUUUACUCUCAAGGAGGCAAACUAUGACUUUUACUUCGAAAACAAAAUCUUUUCUUGCUGUGCUGGAUUGGAAAAGCAUGUGUUCGCUGUGCUAGAGGAUGAUGAUACUGAUGCAGACAAGGGAGGAAUGAAUUGGGAAGGUGAAGGCGCAGGCUCAAAUCCACUUUUCCCUGUCCCUGCCGCUUUGAGAGAUAGGCAAAAUGCUGACGAUGAUUCCAACAGACCAGAAGGUGACGACGAAGAUGCCACAGGAAGCGAAACUGGCGAGGAUUCGGUAAGCAAUGCGGAACCAGAAGUGAUUGAGAGUUCCUCACAAUCAUCGCAAGACGAUGAUGUACACUAUCAAGACAUGAAAUCGUAUUUGGAUGAUGAGUCAGUUUCUUUCGUGAAAAGUCCCCACACCAAGCUUGAUGAGGCCGCUAUUGCAUUUGAAGCUCAUUUGAAGAAGCUGCGGGCGAAGCAGAUUCCGUUCCUUGAAGGAGUGCCGCACUCACUCUCUCCAAAGUUGCCACCUCUUUUCCCAUCAUGGACACUCACUUGUAUUGGACCAAACAGCUACUAUACGUAUUCUUAUGGUCUUCGCGAUCAGCCCAAUCUAAAACUGGGUGGAGAGUAUCUGUAUCCCGUUAGCGUUCAGUUAGAAGUUAAACUCUUCGUCGGAAUGGAGUAUGAAUGUCCACGCGGUCAUCGCUUUUUUGUUGCAGAAAAUGGAGAACCGCUAAGGUUACCAAAGAACUCAAAUGCUCGAUCUGCGCUGAAUCGAGAAUCGGAUGAUGAGUUCUUGCACUGUGAUUUUCCACUGAGACGUCAGUGCACGUGCAAAAAAUUACCUGUGCAAACAGCUCAACUUAUGCGAGUCCACGUCGUGACACCAAAAGCGCCGAUAACCGUGACUAUCCAACCAUCUGUUGAGAUUCCUGGGCAGGAAGGCUGUUUUGGUACUGGUGAAGGACCGCUCCAGCUUUCGUGGGCAAGGUAUUACAUACUGCAACUACCUUUCAUAUACUCCGGACCAUCGGGAGUGUGGAUACCACCAGUAGGGGUCGAAAAAGUGGGUACAUUUAAGGGUGACGCCAUCCAAGUGAAAUACGUCCCGAUGCUGUCAAGGAGAUGAUUGUACAAAUGUCAGUUAGAGGAUUUCAUUUCAUCUGCUCCUAGCCCGUGUCCCGGGACGCUGUAUGUCAUUCAGUGUUAACGAAUCCCGCUGGACUUACUAGGAGUCGACACUGUCAUGCUGUGAAUUGUUGCCGGUGUUCCGCUUACAUUAAUGUUUCUAUCGGGUCUGAUUUUUGUUUCCUUCUGAGAAUGUUUUUUGUGAUGUUGGUCUUAUCAUUCAUCAGAUGUAUAUGUAAUAUAUUUAU
Molecule: messenger RNA, 2632 nt
Organism: Cylicocyclus nassatus
Lineage: Eukaryota; Metazoa; Nematoda; Chromadorea; Rhabditida; Strongylidae
Source: the annotation of a GenBank genome assembly